GCCCCUAAGUCGUAUUUGUAGGCAAAAAUAAUACAGUAUUAAGUAUUAUACAGUAUUAAUAAAAAUAACUACAUACGGUACUGUACUGUACCUUGGGCCAGCGGACUGCUGUAGCCAUGCAAGGUCACCGAGUUAUCACUAACCAUUUUAUUUAAGUAAGAUUAUGAAUGCAAUCUGUUUUAUCGCAUCCCAAUCGUAAGUAGAGGUUGCCCGUAAGUUGGGUGUUCUUACUGCCUAUACACUCCAUUGAAAAAGUCACGUUAAACAACUUCAUUACCCAACACGGUUUCCCUGUGAUGUCUGCUGGGACAAACAUUCCCGUUGGCAGGACCCCUUACGUGAUAUAGACUGCCAUAUUCUGAGAGGGCGGGACUUAGCAAACUAGCGGUGCCACCCCUCCCUGCAAGCUUCACUGCAGGCGCAGUGCUGGGGGGUGGAGGGGUACUGGGGUUGAUGCUUGCCUGGUGUGCCGCAUGGACCCCGACCACUGCCGGUAGGUAUUAUUUCUCUCUGGGAGUUUAAUCAUUCACAGUCAAUAAUUAAGUCUGAGAUGUUGGAUAUAGGAGUCGGGAGCCUAUUCUGUAGAGUCUGUCCGUCGCCUGGGUUGCACUGUGAUUCCUCAGGCUUUGCUGGGGCUUGUAGUUCAUGCUGUACAGCCGAUUUUUUAAAGUUCAACCAAAGGAUGACUCUGACUGUGCCAUGUAGCCAUGAUAGAAAAAUGCAGUAAAACAGCAAAACUUAAUAUUUUUUAUGGUGAAACUUAAACAUGCAUGAGUGUAGGAGACUCAUUCCAAAUGCUUGAGACUCCCAUGAAAUACGCGAGACUACCACAAAAUGUGCAAGACUAUUACGAAAUGCACAAGACUAUAACAAAAUGCGCAAGACUACCACAAAAUGCGUGAGACUCCCACAAAAUGUGUGAGACUCUCACAAAAUGCGUGAGACUCCCACAAAAUGCGUGAGACUCCCACAAAAUGCGUUGGACUACCACAAAUUGAGUAACUCCCACAAAAUGCGUGUGACUCCCAUGAAAUGCACGACACUUGGGAUGUCUGCGUUGCUGUCAUCCAGCAGAUUGAAAUGCUCCCUGUGAAAGAACGACUUCAUUAGCUGUAGGCAGGUGUGCUCAUCACACAGUAGGUGGCGCUGUAGGAGGGUCUUGCAAUUUCAAAGAUGAUCUUUCAGUAUCGAAAUAUUUAUGCAUUUUUAUAUGUGUAUCUUUUUAAUAUAUUACAUCGUAAGCAAUGUAAAAUCUGUAUAUUAAAUUAAAUGGCUGAUGCUACAGUUGUGUAUUUGAGUUACAGUUCUGCUAUAUAUGUAUUCACGUAUAUAUCGUAAUAUAGUUGCACGAUGUAAUGUGUCCAAAUCUAUGUAGGACCAUAUAGUUCACGAUUUCAGUUAAAAUCUGACAAGAAUACAGUAAAGAAUUUUAUUAUUUUUUGCGCCAGAUUCCAAAUACGAAGUCAUCCCCGAGAUUUUCAAUGUUUAAACAAUGUUCAGCAGUAUGUCAAGCGUUUAAAUGGCGUUUCAGGUCAUAAUCAAUUGAUUUUUUUAAGCGGGACAAUAUCUCUUUAAACUACAGCCAGCGGUCUCAUGAGGGAGCUAAGUUGUUCUCUGUGUGCACGUUUCCUUUGUUUUAGUAUUGUUUGGAGUGAGAUUUAUUAUCAUGAUUUGUCGCGUUCAUUUCACGAAAAGCGAUUGAUCUUUGGGGGCAGCUCAAAUGCAAUGAUCCCCGGGCAGAGACAACACUGAUCUGCGGAGAAAGCAAGCCCGCUUCUCCAGGGAGGGAACAGACGGGAAGGAAAGGAGGGAGGGGUACGGGGUCCCGGUCACCAGUGAAAGUUUGACGCUACACCCCCAAAGAAAGACACUCUGUCUAAGGAACAUUUGAUCUGCUGGAAACUGAUGGAGUCUAGAUGCUGGUUACUAAAUCUGUCAUUCUUUUCAAAAGAAAAAAGAAAAUUUCUAUUCAAGGAAGUGAAGAAAUCUGAUCUUGGAACAUUUUUUAACCCGGAUAAUGGAGAUUGCAUUUUUUGUUCAAAUGAGUUAUGUCGCUGGGUCGCAGGUGUAGACCCGCAGUGUGGAAGGACCUGUUGCCGGGGUCUGCUGCCUGUCUGUGAGGAGAGGGGGUCCGAUCGGCCCCGGACAUAAGGGCAGCUUGGGAAGCUCAGAAACACGGCAAUGGACGCUGAGAAGCGCCUUCUGCGCGACUUAGACAUCCUGAAAAGACAAACGGGGAAAGUCACUGGGUCGGAAAAUGUUUUUAAUUUUCUUUUUUACUUGAAUGAUUGUUUUCCCAUAGCUGUAUCUUUUCCCCAGGGGAUAAGCGUUUGAUUCGCUGACUUGUCGAAUACAAUGCCAAUGCUAAGAAUUAAGACGGUCUGUUUAGUGCUUCUUGUAGCAUCGAGGUUUUUCCAGCGGAGCGCCGCCGAGACUCUGAGAUGCGCCGUGACCCUGACCGAGGCCAGUGCGGGCGGCGCGGCGCUCCGGCUGCGAUGGAGCAGCCCUGGACAGGGCUGCGCAUUUGCGGUGGUUUCCCUGGACAGCGGCUCCGAAAUAACGGACUGCGUCCGGGACGGAGGCCAAGGCGCCGCGUACGAGUGUGCGAUUACGGAGUUGGAGCCGGGGACCCUGUACCGCCUGAGGAUCGCGUCCCGGACUGACGGGGAGCGGCGGGACGUGUCCCUGCAGACAGACCCGCGGGAGCCGAGCCGGUUGGACGUCACGCCAGAGCAGAGUUGUAGCACAGCUCUUCAAGUGUCCUGGCCGCGGUCACGAGGACAGGUGGACUGGUAUGAGGUCACCCUGCAGGAUGCCGAAACGGGUACCAGUAAGAGCACCCGUGUGUCCAGCACGGCGGCCCCCCGCUUGGGGUUCACCGGCCUCACCCCCGGAACCCGCUAUAGUGUCCACCUCAGGGCUAUUGCCGGGAACAAGACCUCCCCUGUGGUGAGGGCUACCGCGACCACAGCCCCCUCGCCCGUCACUGGCCUGAAGUUCUCUGGGUCCCCCGAAAGCCUGGGCAUUUCCUGGCAGCCAGGCCCAGGGAGGAUACAGACUUUCCAGCUGCUGGUGACCCACCAUGGCAGCUUGGUCGGGAAUGUGAGCCUGGAGAGAAGCGUCACAUCCCACACCGUGAGCGGCCUGGUCCCGGGACGGCUGUACAAUGUCAGUGUGGUGACGGAGUCCGGAGGGCGGCAGAGCAGCGUCUCCAGAGAGGCCCGGACGGCUCCGGCCGCAGUAAGCGACUUGAGGCUGUUGAACAAUGGCAGCCGGGACAGCUUGGUGGCGGUGUGGAGCCUGGCUUCCGGCGAUGUCGACUUCUACCUGGUGUCCCUGACUGCGCUGGGCUCACGCCGCCAGCACAGCGUGCUGCCCCCUGGUGCCUCCAGUGCCCUCUUCAGCGGCUUGACCCCAGGCCGCGCCUACCAAGUAUCGGUCAGCACCAGGAGUGGGGAGCUGUCCACCGAGAGCCAGGCUGCGGGCAGGACAGUUCCAGGUACCGUGACUCAGCUGGCAAUGGUGGGUCUCAGCCAGCAGGGAGCGCUAAAGAUAACAUGGGCUCCCCCCAGUGGAGACUGGGAGGGAUACAGUAUCCAGCUGCUGGGCAAGUCUCUGACCUUGGUGAAUGUGACGGUGGACCGGGACGCAGUGGAGCACAGCUUCUCUGGCCUGGAGCUGGUCCCUGGGCGCCUCUACAGGGCCACAGUGACUGUGCGGAGCGGGAUGCUGGGGAGCUCUGCCGCCUGCCAGUGGAGAUUAGCUCCAGGACCCGUGCGUCAGCUGCAUAUCCGACACACUGACGAGACCUCGCUGAGCGCCCUCUGGCUCCACCCGCUGGCGGACUGGGACAGCUACACGGUGGUGCUGAUACAAGCAGGCAUUGCCAUUGCUGAGCGACAACUGAUGCGCGACAUGCGGGAGUGCACCUUCAACGUGCUCACAUCCGGCCGCCCGUACACCAUCCAGGUGACCACCAUCAGCGGCAACCUCAGCAGCUCCGCCUCUGUGGUGGGGAGGACACUCCCUGCAGAUGUGACGCAGCUGUAUGUCAGGGGCCAGGGGCGGACAGACAGCCUGCAGACGAGCUGGGCCGCGGCGGAGGGGGACGUCGACUCUUACCGCGUGCUGCUCAUCCACGACAGUGUGGUCAUCAAGAACGAGAGCGUGCCUGCCAAUACCACUGCCUGCCAGUUCCACUCCCUCACGCCUGGCGCCCUCUACAGCGUGGUGGUGACCACAGUCAGUGGCGGCCUGCCCUCCAAACAGGCGGUCGCCGAGGGCCGGACAGUGCCUGCCGCCGUCAGAGAGGUGACGAUCAGCAGCAAUGGACGUCCUGACUUCCUCAGCGUGUCAUGGCGACCGGCUCAGGGUGACAUUGACAGCUACCUGGUCACUCUGCGGGACCGUGAGAAGACCGUCCACACGCUGGCCAUGUCCCGCUCUAGUACCGAGUGUGUCUUCAGCUCUCUGGUGUCCGGGCGCCUCUACAAUAUUUCUAUCACGUCCCGCAGUGGCACCUACGAGAACCACACCGCGGUGCAGGAACGCACACAACCUUCCAACGUGCAGAACCCCACAGCCAUUCACUCGGCCCGGGACGGCUACUUGAAGGUGUACUGGCGGCACGCGGCGGGAGACUUUGACUUCUACCAGGUGGCCAUCAAGCACAACAACGUCAUCCUGCAGAACCAGACGGUGCCCAAGCACCAGAAGGAGUGCGUUUUCCACUCACUGGUGCCGGGUCGCCUCUACACAGUGGUCAUCAGCACCUGGAGUGGGAAGUACGAGUCGAGUGUGUCCACGGACGGCCGGACAUUCCCCGGGGCGGUGCACGACCUGGCCCUCUCCAGUGGGGGCACAGAAGACCUGCAGGUCACCUGGGGUGCCGCCCCCGGAGACGUGGAUCACUACGAGGUACAGCUGCUCUACAACGACUUGAAGGUGUUCCCCCCUAUCACACUGAGCAGCUCUGCGGGGGAGUACCAGCUGUCCUCGCUCACCCCCGGGCGCCUGUACAAGAUCGUGGUGUCCACCUUCAGCGGCCCAAACCAGAGGGCCCAAUUCAUCGAGGGCAGGACAGUGCCCAGCAAGGUGAAGAACAUACACAUCAACCACAAUGGGCAGAGCAGUGGCCUGAAGGUCAGCUGGACGCCUGGCCAGGGGGACGUGGACGGCUACUCUGUGUCGCUAUUUGAGGGCGACCAGCUGCUGAAGAUGCGGCCUGUGCCCGAGAACAUCUAUGAGCUGAGCUUCCUGGACCUGACGCCAGGCCAGAAGUAUUCGAUCACCAUCCAGUCCAUCAGCGGUGUGCUGGUUAACAAUGACACUGCUAGCGGGCGGACCGUACCUGCCAUGGUGACCAGCCUGCAAGUAGAAAACAGGCACAGUAUCUGCAGCCUGGUGUCCAGCUGGAGUCCAGCCUGGGGAGUGGCUGACAGCUACAACCUGCAGCUCCUGGACGAGAGGGGUGUCCUGGUGGCCAAUGCCUCUCAGGCUGCCAGUGCCACGGAGCACCACUUUGAGCGGCUCACCCCAGGGAAGACGUACCACGUGCGGGUGCAGACGCUGAGCGGGGGAGUGCUCAGUGUGGCCGCUGAGGCUGAAGGACGGACACGUCCCGCCGCAGUCAGCGAGCUGACCGUCAAGGCCAACGGCACGAGCAGCCUGGCCUUCAGCUGGCUCCCCCCUGAGGGCGAGUUUGAUGGGUAUGAGAUCUACCUGUACAACCAGGACAAGACACUUCGUGACCAGAAGGAUGGCAAGGGAGAUGCCCGCGGCUGCUCCUUCAAUGGGCUCUUCCCAGGUACCCUGUACAAGGUGGUGGUCCUCACACGCAGUGGACAGCAGACCAACGACUCCUCCCUGUGGGCCAGGACAGUCCCUGCCCCAGUGACAGGCCUGCAGGUCCAGAACCGGAAUCAAACCAGCAGCUUGUGGUUCAGUUGGGAGCAAGCAGCUGGGGAGCUCAGGGGUUACUCAGUGCAUCUCUACAACCCCAAUGGCUCCUGGCAUGCAGAGCAGAGCCUAGGGCCUGAUGCCGGCGAGCAGCUCUUCCAUGGCCUGGUCGCGGGACGGCUCUAUUCAGCCGUGGUGGUCACCCUCAGCGGGGAUCUUAGCAACAGCGCCACCACGAGAGGGAGGACCGCCCCAGAGAGCCCAACCUCGGUAACCUUCGGGGGGGUCACCAACACCUCCGUGGAGAUCACCUGGGGUGCCCCCGUAGCUACGGACUAUGAUGAUUUUGAUGUGCAGUGGACACCCCAAGAUGCCCUGUCCAUGUUCAACCCCUACCGCACCACCCGUGUCCUGAAGGGGCUGUACCCUGGCCGUCUCUACACCUUCACCAUCCGCACAAUCGCCGGGGGUGGGGCCAGGGGCGGAGUCACUGCUUACAGCCAACCCAUCCAUGGCAGCAUUAGAACAAAGCCUGACAGCAUCCAGCACAUCCACUGCCGGCCGCAGAGCUCCACGUCCAUCCUAUGCUCCUGGAGCCCCCCAGAGUCGGACUAUGACUCCUACACGGUGGAGUGCAUGCAGCAAGACUCACGCAGGCUGGUGUACUCACGCCGCACGGGCCGUGGCGACACACACUACCGCAUCAUGCAGCUGGAGCCCCACAAGCGCUACACGGUCUCCAUCAAGGUCAUCUCCGAUAGCAUGACCAGUGAGGCGGCUGAGGACGGGGUGGUCACCAUGAUCGACCGGCCGCCCCUCCCACCUCUCAGCACUCGGGUCAGUGAGCAGGCGGUCCAGAUUACAAAGUCAAGUAUCUUCUUCAAGUUCAACUGCAGCUGGUUCAGUGAUGUCAAUGGGGCCGUCAAGUUCUUCACCAUCGUGGUGGCAGAGUCUUCCGAUCGUGAAGAUGGUCAGCCACAACAGCAACACCCCCUGGCCUCCUACGAGGACUACAGGUCCAACAGCUCGAUCCAGGUGUACCAGACCAGCUACUUCCCAAGCCAAUGCACCGAGAGCCCGGACAACGUCUCCCCGGGUUUCGAGGUCCACCUGGGAACUGGCAUGGACACCCUUGGCGGGAGGUGCAAGAAGGACCAGGACCAGAACGCCUUCUGUGAUGGACCACUGAAGCCCAAAACUGCCUACAGGCUCAGUGUACGUGCCUUCACCCAGCUGUUUGACGAGGAUCAGAGAGAGUUUCUCCAGCCACUUUACACAGACACAUACCUUUCCCUCCCACUGGUGACAGAAGGGGAGCCCCUCAGCGGAGUCAUCGAGGGGAUUGGCGCCGGGCUCUUCCUCAUUGCCAUGGUGAUCGGGGUCUCCAUUCUACUCAUCUGCAGGCGGAACAUUCAGAAAGUGGGCCACCAGCAGGGGGCAGCACUGAGAAUGAGCAUCCGGCGGCAGAGGACCACUUCUGGGAUGCAUGUGGGCAUCAGGGGCAAUCAUCAGAUAUCAAGCCCCAUUAAAAUCGAGUCCUUUGAGUCACACUUCGUCAAACUUCAGGCUGACUCGAACUACCUGCUCUCAGAGGAGUUUGAGGACUUGAAAGAAGUUGGCCGGAACCAGCUAGUCGACACCGCGCUUCUGCCAGAGAACAGAGGCAAGAACCGCUAUAACAACAUAUUACCCUAUGACUCGACGAGAGUAAAGCUGUCCUGUGUCGAUGACGACCCCUCCUCUGAUUACAUCAAUGCCAGCUACAUCCCAGGUAACAACUUCCGGCGGGAGUACAUCGCCACUCAGGGGCCACUGCCUGGAACCAAGGACGACUUCUGGAAGAUGGUGUGGGAACAGAACGUGCACAAUGUCGUCAUGGUGACACAGUGCAUAGAGAAGGGCAGGGUGAAGUGUGAUCACUACUGGCCCUUUGAUCAGGACCCUCUGUACUACGGAGACCUCGUGGUCCAGAUGCAGUCUGAAUCGGUUCUGUCAGAAUGGACCAUCCGGGAAUUCCAGAUCUUCAGCGAGGACCAGCCUGACUACUCCCGAGGAGUAAGGCACUUCCACUUCACUGUCUGGCCUGACCAUGGCGUCCCCGAGACCACACAGUCACUCAUCCAGUUUGCCAGGACCGUCCGUGAUUACAUCAGCAGGACGCCAGGCUCCGGUGCUACAGUGGUGCACUGCAGUGCCGGGGUGGGUCGCACUGGCACCUUCAUCGCCCUGGACCGGGUCUUGCAGCAGCUGGACUCCAAGGACACUGUAGAUAUCUAUGGCUGCGUCUUCGACUUGAGGCUGCAUCGCUCCCACAUGGUGCAGACCGAGUGCCAGUACGUGUACCUCCACCAGUGCGUGCGGGACGUGCUGAGGGCCCGGCUGCUGCAGCGUGAGCAAGAGAUACAGCACCCCGUCUAUGAGAACGUAAACCCCUGACCCGCCGCGCAGUGGUACAGCCUGCCCGCCGGUGGAGCGUUGAUGCUGAAGACCAUGCACAGUGGAUGCCUGUUCACUAAGGAACCAGCGGCAGAAAAGAUUUUUCACAUGUAAAGCAGCAGAAUGUGAGACUUUACAGUUAUACAGUCUGUGUGAAACUCUCCCAGUCCUCUGUGAGGAGACAGAAGCUACUUCAUUGUAGCACUGUUGUAAAUACUGUUAUCAUAUUUAAAAAUACAUGGUGUUUUAUGCA
Molecule: messenger RNA, 8587 nt
Organism: Brienomyrus brachyistius
Lineage: Eukaryota; Metazoa; Chordata; Actinopteri; Osteoglossiformes; Mormyridae
Product: receptor-type tyrosine-protein phosphatase beta-like
Exons: 32
Coding region: 2356-8334 (1992 amino acids)
Biological process (GO): angiogenesis; protein dephosphorylation
Molecular function (GO): cadherin binding; protein tyrosine phosphatase activity
Source: RefSeq, a predicted model, not a curated record